AUGGCAUCCAAGUCGAGCCCGCCCAAGAGCAUGGCGAGCGACAACCAGCUCGACGAAGCGAGCGCCGUCCAUAGCGCGAUCAGCGCCGUCGAGAUUGAAGACUCACACCACGAUAUCCAGCCGAUGGUCGCGAACGAGCAGACGCUGCGCAAGGAGCGCAAGCGCUGCAAGAGCCUCGAGCUCGUCUACAGCGACGACGAAGCGUCCACCGCCACGUCGACCGUCUCGCUCGUCACGACGCCGCUUAGCAGCACGAAGAAGGGCACCUGUGUUGUCCAGACGCGCUGCACGAGCUACGAAAAGCUGUGCCUCUGCGAAGUCAAGCAACACCGGUCGGCGUCGUCGUGCUGGCUCGUCGCCAACGGCAUCGUGUACGACGUGACCGACUGCAUCCUCCGCAAGUCGGGCGGCGUCGACUGCGCGCAGGACAUGAAGUUUCACUCGAAAGCGGCCCAAAACUGCUGGUCGAAAUGCAAAAUUGGCAUGUUGCAGCCGUGUGGCGACGUGCCCGAAGCCAACGACUCUGCCUGCGCCAUUAUGUAA
This is a messenger RNA of Saprolegnia parasitica CBS 223.65, 543 nucleotides long. RefSeq lists its product as hypothetical. NCBI's taxonomy places the organism in Eukaryota, Oomycota, Saprolegniomycetes, Saprolegniales, Saprolegniaceae. The record is from RefSeq and is a predicted model, not a curated record. Bases 1 to 543 code for a protein of 180 amino acids. The transcript is spliced from 2 exons.